UCCAGUCGCUUUCUGGCUUCACUGCAGUGCAUUACGCAGAGCACAGGUCCUGCAUCGUAUCCAGCAGAGACAGACAGGGCUUCUCUCGGUUCCAGGCAGUGGACCAUGAAGAUGUCAAUUUUAUUUUCACUUUGCAUCUUUGCUUUCCCUGGCUUUUCCCAGGGCAGGGUUGUUGGAGUGGAUGAAGCUGGCUUUGCCGAAUGCAAUAAGUUCUUUUAUGGAGAAACCCCACCAGAAGGAUUUACGGAGUCUUUCCAUGUGAAAAUCUGUCAGCAGUACAACAAAGAGCCACGCUUCGCAACGCUCUACAGCACGGAGGACAAGACCCCUCUUUAUUCCGCUUUUACAUACACAAAAGCAGCUCAGAGAGGGGAGGAGAGCUGGCUGGUUGAACCGCAGAUAGAUGAUCCUGGAAAUGACUUGGAGGAAAUGGUGCAUGAAGCUGUUGCUGUUGGCUCAGUGAACAACCUUGGAGCAAACCAAGCCCUGACCACAGACUAUGUGGACUCUGGUUAUGAGAGAGGGCAGCUAAACCCCAGUUCCCUCAAUGAAGAUGAUUUCCAGCUAGCCACAUACACCCUUACUAAUGCUGUCCCUAUGACUCCCUCUCUCAGUGAAAGCUGGCACAAGGACCUUGAGAAUAUAGUAGAGCAAGCUUUGGCCCCACAUUGUGAAAACGGGGCUCGCCUGUAUCUUGUUGCAGGUGCUGUUCCAUCCAGCCUCAGAGUUAAAGACAAGGUGUCCAUACCAGAGUUUCUCUGGCUGGCAGCUUGCUGUGAUGCUCCAGAGGUAUGGUCUGUGGGCUUUCUGAAACGUCCGAGUGGUGAAAACAGUAUAGAAGACCUGUCUGUGCAAGAGCUGGAGAAGCAGCUUCCUUCAGGAGCUCACUUGUUUAAGAGCAAUUGUGGGGGAGGCAGCCAAAGCCAGGAGAAAAUGGAAACUAUAUUGCAAACCAUAAACCAGAUCCAGUCUGAAGAGCCCAUAGUGCAAACUACGGCCGGGAGAGUCGGCUGGCACAAGCGCGAAGAGGCCAGCCUGCUGAAAAGAGUAGCCGGCAUCGUUGCGGCUCCUUUCACCAAGCUGCUGAGAAUCAUCGGCUAUGUGUUGGUGGAGGUGGUGAGAUACACGUGUUAUUUCCUAUGGUAUGUCGUCAAGCAGCUCGGCAACACUGCAAUGGGCGGACUCCACCGCUUAUGGAACGGAGCAGUGUCCUAUGGCAAAGAAAUCAGCACAGUGCUGGUGAACAUCCCCAGGGACGUGGCCAAGGUCGCAGCAAACAUCAUCAUGGGCUUUGUCCGGAUCUUCCAGAACACCCUGAGCCUCAUCUACAGGAUUCUCAGCGUCCCCAUUGGACUCUUCCUUCAUAUCCUGGCUUUCCCCUUGGACACUCUCUGUGCCGUUCCCAUCGUCCUCAAAGAUAUGGCCGCUGGAGUUGGCGGCACUUGCUCACUCGUUGUCGAUGCCACAGCUGCCAUGAUGUCCGGCUUUUAUUACAUAGCUACUCACCUAGGCAAAAAGUUUGUCCCUAAGCUCUCUUCUGAUGACUGAUAGGGACGGCAAACAGAACUGCACAGACAUGUGGUGAAAGAAAAGUGGGGCAAUAUGUUCUGAUAUGGGACCAGUGCUGACAAUUCUUGUUGGUAUUUAUUGCAGUGACAUUAAUAACACCAAACCAAUCUGGUGAUCACAUGGAGGGCCUCUGGCACUUCAAAAGGGGAUUCCAUUACAAAUCGACUUCCACUUAUUGUAAAGUGUUCAGGGUUUCAACCGGGGUGACAAGCUGUCUGUGGAUUUCAAGGCCAAUGUCAAGCUGCUUCCGCUUUGAGACACCCUGAGUGUAGCACAAAGUUAUUCCUUCACUACUAAAAUAGGAAAAUGCUGAUGCCUGUUCAUGGGCAGUGCUACAAAGGCACAGCAGAAGCAUGUGUCCAUUGGUGCGGGUAGAUAAGGGGCUUAUGCUGACCCACCCCUCUGCUAGGAUUAUUGCAUGGGAAGAAACCACAUAGAGAUUAAUUCUGCCUUUAGUUGCACUAUUGACUUCAGUGGGGUUUUGUGGAAGGAACUGAGGGCAGAACUUGGGCUGGUGUGUUUUAGCUGAUAAUUCUCAUCCCUUGGCCUUAGCUGAUAAUUCUCAUCCCUUGGCCUUUCAAGGCAGCUGAAAUGGAUGGAAUGGCCCUUAGUGAGAGUAAAUCACAGUUACCAGUUGCUUGGUGGGGUGUGGGGGGAUAUUUAUCAUUUUCCUUAACUCCCCAUAACCUUUUAAACUGACCAUUGGUACCAAACAAUUAUCCAAGACCUGAGGUCUUUAUUCAGUGUGGGCCCGAUCCAAAGCUCAGUGAAGUCCAAAAUAGUCUUUCUACUGGCUUUGGAUCAUACCCUAAUACCCCAAACAAACCCCCGCCCCCCGUUGCCUCCGAUUAGAGACCAAAGUCUCCCAAAUACGUGCUUCCAUGCCAACUCAUCUGGAAAGCUCUGCAAGAUUUGGGACUCAGUUGCUUUCGCCCUUUUUUUUCUUUUAUGUGCACUGGGAGCCUGACUCAGCUGCAAGGAACCCUCCACCCGUGUUUCGGGCUGAGGCGACAAAUACGUGACUGUAUCAUCCUGGUUGGUCUGAACAAACACAGUCAGUGCAAGGCCUUGCAUGCAAUGACAAAGGGCAGAGGAGCAACACUAAUGAUGAGGGGCCAGGUUCUGCCACUCUAACGCUGAGUAAUCUCUCACUCCGCAAGAAUACGCAUUGACUUACAGGGAGGCUAUCUGCAGUGUGAGGGAUGAAUCGGCGUGAGCAAGGGUGGCAGAAUUUGGCCCUAGGAAGGCUGGUUGAUACCUGGCAGUGUUCUGUCUCCCGCCUACCUACAUCCAGUGAGAGGGGAAGCAGAUCUGAGGAACCAGCCUGUGGUCCUCAUGCACCCCAAACUCCCAGUGAAGUCAGGUUGGAAGGUUAUGGAAGUCCAUGGGGGUGAGCUAGGAAAGCAGGAUGAGGCAGAAGUCCAUCAGGCUGGGGAAAUGGUGAUCUGCAGCAUCCUGCAGUAGGUUUGGGGCAGGGGGGUUGGUCACUCGCACUAAGUUAGCUCAUCAGGGCUGGUGCAGGCAAAAUUGGUAGGGGCAGUAGGCCCCAGGGUGGACGAGGCCUCAACCCAUCAGUGACAGGUUGAAGGGCGGGCGUGACUGUAAUUGUCCCAGUGACACACAGUGUGAAACACAAGCUGCUUGAUGCUAAUGGAGCUUGAGGGGAACCCGGGCUCCUGUCACUUUAUCACAACAGCACUUGUGCCCCUCCUCCUGCUGACAGGACAUACCCAUCCACUAGCUCCCAGACCCUCCACAAGUGCACAUCCCAGUGCUGGACACCUCCCCUAUUGUCCUCUGUCCCCCUGGAGAUCCCCCAGCCCCAAGCAGGCAUGCCAUUGGAGUCUGGGUGAGUGGUGACUCACUGCAUCUGGAAUACAGCAGCGGGCAGAUGAGAUCCUAAGCAAAGGGCUUUACAGGGGAGGUCACAGUUUAGCUCAACCGAGCCCCCCUCCAAACUCAGUGGUCCUGCAUACUAAGGGGACAUGGUGCAGGGGCACGAUCUGUCUGCUCCCCAGUAAACAAGGGCCUAUCUUCAGCUCAGCUUACACCUCCCCUUGGAAAGGCAAUCAGGGGAAGCAGUUUUGGUUUCUUGUUACCGUAUAAGCUUUGUCCCUUGAGAGUGAUCCUUGCUGACUGCCUCAGCAUUUGCUUCUGUUGAUUCAGUCUGCAAGCACACAAAUGCGGUAAGAAGUUGUAGAAGAGACAUGCACUGACUCUCCUCAUAGUUCCUUCACAUCACGCCCUGUGCAUUUUUUAUGCAUGACUAUUCUGCUGUAUUUUUAUGUAGCUCAUCUAUGCUUUUACAUUUGUGGGCAUAACUCUAUGCAAAGUCUCUGCUGGGAGGAUCUGGCUGUUCUGUUACAUGCUACUUGGGAGCAGUUCUGGAUUUGAGAAAACGUUAUUACAAUAUGUGUCAGCGUUCCUACCAUUUCUAUUUAAUGACAGGCUGAAUUUGGGGGGAGUAGUUGGCUCAGAUUCUAGCAGUGGAAUAAAGAAACUCUGGCUGGUUCAAAUCCAGCCCAGCUUAAUCAUGACUCAAAGUUAUUACCCUGGCUUUGGGAUCUGUGUGGAACAAAUUAUGUGUCCCAGACCAGUUCCUAGCAAACAGCCCAACAUAUCUUAGCAGCAGAGAGGCCAUGGAGUGAAUGGACUUGGAGAUCAAUGCCACCUGUCACUCCUAGAGGUGAUCACUCCAGGUCAGGGUAGAGGCAUAUGGGGAAGUUUACACUUUACUCCCCGUGCUGCACCUGAUCCCUGGAGAAACAGAGGACUCUGGGGUUGUCAAUCCAACAUGCACAAUAUUGGUCCCAAAUCCCAUUGGUCAUUUCUUACUAUGCUACACGUCCAAGCAGUCUAUAGAGAAACUGCCUAAACACAGAACAAAUAUUGCAGAACAGCUAUGCACAGCUGUAAACUGGCUGUCGUUUGAGAUUAGCCUUAUCUGGGCAUGACAUAUGGUGUGGGAGCUUGACCUUAUCCUCAGAGCUAUGUGGUAUUAACAAAAUUAAAGUGACUUUGAAAAAAGAAAGACUUCAUAUUACAUUGCUGGGGAUCGUUACGAUUAAGACUGCUGACACAACUCAAAGGGCCAUACCUAACUGGGGGAAAGAACAGUGUUGUAGUUUCAAUUUGUUGCUGCACUACUCAGCAUCUGGUGGUGUUAUUAACAAUAUUUUGUGCUUCUGUAGCACCUUUCAUCUGAAAAUCUCAAAGCACUUUAUACAGCUUAGUUAAUUAAGCCUUGCCACAUACUCGUGAAAUAGGUGAAGGAUGAAGAUUAUAGAGAUGCACAUGCCCCCCCUGCCCCAUACAUUAUCUAGAGAGGGAGAUCGAGAGAGAGAGAUCAUUUUAUUCAUCAUGAAAUGCAACUAUCUCUGGGGUGAAUCAUGGCAGUUAUUUUUUUAGCACCGUAACAUUGCACAGUAAUUUAGGACAGGAUGAAAAAUACAGUAAACAGCUGAAACUGGAGUGGGGAAUGUAGGGAGGCAGGAGCCAAAUACCUGAGUUGGAUAUUGGCCAGAACAAUGUAGUUAUACCAACCAAACCAAGCCAUUAUACCAACCAAACCAAACCAAACCAAACCAACCAUGUUCUCUUUAGUGACCAUGGAGGUCAGGACUUUAGUUUUGUGUCUCAACUAAAGAAAAAAAAAACAUGCGGGGGCACUGACUCCAGUUCUGACACAGAAAGAAGAGUGCCACUUCCUGCAACAUCUGUUCCACUUCCUGCAGCACUGAUGUUUUCUUGGAAAGUGCACUAUCCAAACCCUGACCCACCUUGCUUAGCUUGUGAGAUCGGAGAGCAUUCACAGCAUGAGAUGGGAGGGAGAUUUUUCCCAGGCACAAAUGGCAGUUGGGCACCCAACACCCACUGUCCUUCCAUGGCAGCUGGGCACUUACUUGCCACCUGUGCCAUUGUGCCUGAUCUGGAUAGAGUUAAUGGCCCUGUGACGGGGUGGUGGAACCCAGUCCAGUGCAGGGUGAGUGCACCCCCUCCUCUAAGCUGCCCUCUACCGCAGGAUGGUGAGGUAUAAUGGCUAGAGUCAAUAUAAUUUGCCACUGGAGCGUAUAGCCUAGUGGUCAAAGCCAAUUCAGCUGUCCUUGUCCUCUGGGCUAGCAGACCUAAUGGCAAGGGUCAAUACAGAUGCCCCCUCUCAAGGCUGAAUGGCCCAAUGGCCAGAGUCAAUAGGACGGCCCUGCCUCUCAGGGCUGUGCGGCCCAACGGCCAGAGUCAGUAGAGUUGCCCCCGCUUGUGGGGUUGUAAGGCCUAGUGCCCACAGUGAGUAGAGUUGCCUUUGUCCACAGGGUGGUAAGGCCUAGUGACCAGAGCCAAUGGGGUUGCCCUUAUCUGCAGUGCGGCAAGGCCUACCAGUCAGAACCAAUGGGCUUUGUGGCCAGAGCCAAUGGGUAGGGGGUGACCAGAGAUGGGGGACCUGGACCCACCCUGCUCCACCGGGUCCCGGCCCAGGGCCCUAAUAGUGGUGAGGUGUUCCACCACUGAGUCAGCAGAACUCCAACCGAAACAUGCCGACUUCCCUCAGGACUCUAGCUAGUUCCUAGCAGGUCUCUUGAAGCAGUACUCAAGGUGUUGUCGUGGUCUCCAGGCUUCUCAGUACAUCCACAGGUAGCCGGGUGUCUGUCUGAGUCUCGGUGCCUCUGGCUUCCGCGGUUAGGGGUUCCCACUGCUCCCAGGCUGCAUCCUGUAAGAUGCGUCCUUCCUCCUCAGCGGUCAGCCCAGACUGAACUAGGCUGUUCCCUUUUAUACUAGUACUGCAUUUGGAGCAUGCCCAGUAGGGAAGUGGGGGUGUGACUUCUUCAGCCCACAAUAAGGAGUUAACCCUUUCCCAUCCAGUGCGGAGUGAGUGUGCCCCAUUACAGGUCCAUAAAAGUAUCCAGUUCUUUUUAGUUUUAGUGCCUGUGCAAGAUGCUGGUUUAUCAGCCCUACAUCAAGACUGGACAAAGUUCUAGAAAAGAAUGAAUCAUCAGUGCUUAUGUGCUGGUUUAUGUCUUCCAGGGGGGUUAUGAAUAUUGGCCCAGAUUCACUUGCUCUGGUGCCAGGCCAGGUGAAUUAAACCCUCUUAUGCCAGCCUGGGCAGUGAAGCUGCUUGUUCUCCCUGGGCUUCUGUUGGGGAGGACCAGCUUUAACCACUGUCAGAUACAUUUACAUUCCCUUUGAAUUUGGCCCAUAGAGGUGACUCACCUCCCCUAAGUCACAGAGACAGUCAGUAGCAGAGCCUGUAUUGGACCCCAAAAGCCCCCAGUCCUGUGUUCCGCUCCCCAGGUCACACCUCUCUUGAAGCUACCCCUAACAGAGCGCCUUUUACAGAUAAACACCUCUACAUGGGGCUACAAACUAUUACUUCAGCCCUCCAUGGAGGACCAGCUGCUCAGAUUCAGGCUAGUUUUAUUCACAAGUUAUCACCUUGGCCUAGUCAAUGCCAAAAAAAAAUCACUUACUGAAAAAUAAAUACAAGUGUAACUAGUUUGGCCAGAAAGGGUUAGCAGACAGCACAACAUCCAAGGUGUGUCUGUAGUAUGCCUGGUAUGUCAGGAACUGGUACUGUAUGUUCAACAUGACAGGAUAUAUUGUAGCUGCAUAUUCUUAGUUUUAUCCAGCACUGGAUACCAUCUGUCAUUCAUUUCAAUGAAACAGCCAUUUUCAGCUAAGCAAAUAUCUCUAAGCAGACAGACCUAUGGAGUUUCCACAUUUGUGCUAAUACUGCAGUCAAGGGCCUCUAGACAAUGUGGUAAGCUGGCUCUGAAUUCUUCCGCAAGGUUCCUGGAUUCUGCAGUAGCUUCCUUCUAAUUAAUACAUGUACGUGUUUAAACUAAUUAAAUAUGGAAAUGAAUAGAA
Malaclemys terrapin pileata is the source of this 7425-nucleotide messenger RNA. It is a transcript of the gene ENDOD1, whose product is annotated as endonuclease domain containing 1. NCBI's taxonomy places the organism in Eukaryota, Metazoa, Chordata, Testudines, Emydidae. The transcript has 2 exons. The record is from RefSeq and is a predicted model, not a curated record. Gene Ontology annotation, molecular function: nucleic acid binding; metal ion binding; hydrolase activity. The coding region runs from base 106 to 1548 and encodes 480 amino acids.